GGAGACGCGGGGGACGGUGUUGCGGGGCGGACCUCCCCCUGCCCUUGAAGCUGGGCGCUCCUCGAGCGGCGACGCUGCUGCUGCUGGGUCUGCGCGCCCUUGUCCCUGGCCUCCGCCAUGCCGCCGACGCUGCACCUCUGGCUGCCGGACGAGGCUCUGUCGAUGCCGCCCCCGCGGCUGUUCAACAGGGGCUCGGUCUACAUGGGCUUCCUGGGCUGGAUCAGCGUCUUGCUGGAGAACGCCAUCAACCAGAGGCCCGUCCUGAGAACGGGAGUCCAUCGCCAAGUCCUGGUCACAUCUAUUGGCUUCUAUAUAGGCUAUUACCUCUGUAAGCGAGCCAAUUACAAAUAUGCUGUAAAGGAUAGAGAACUUUCAGAAUACAUAAGGCAGCAUCCCGAGGACUUUCUGGAAAAAGAAUGUAAGUCGGAGUUUACUCAGUGA
Molecule: messenger RNA, 441 nt
Organism: Lacerta agilis (Sand lizard)
Lineage: Eukaryota; Metazoa; Chordata; Lepidosauria; Squamata; Lacertidae
Product: NADH dehydrogenase [ubiquinone] 1 subunit C2-like
Exons: 3
Coding region: 118-441 (107 amino acids)
Biological process (GO): mitochondrial electron transport, NADH to ubiquinone
Cellular component (GO): mitochondrial inner membrane
Source: RefSeq, a predicted model, not a curated record